Anopheles nili is the source of this 1104-nucleotide messenger RNA. RefSeq names its product odorant receptor 94a-like. Gene Ontology annotation, biological process: sensory perception of smell; detection of chemical stimulus involved in sensory perception of smell. The record is from RefSeq and is a predicted model, not a curated record. The transcript has 4 exons. Lineage: Eukaryota; Metazoa; Arthropoda; Insecta; Diptera; Culicidae. Gene Ontology annotation, cellular component: plasma membrane. Bases 1 to 1104 code for a protein of 367 amino acids. Gene Ontology annotation, molecular function: odorant binding; olfactory receptor activity.
AUGACCAUAUGGACCUGGAAGAUCUGCGGACUAUACAACGGCAGCCCUCAGUCUACAUUCUACCGGGCGUAUCGCUAUGGGUUUAUUAUAGCCCUGAUAGCGGUGUACUUGUUUGCACUGUCUCUCAACAUGUUCCUCUUGCAAACGUUCGAGCAACUUGUGCUGUACAUCAUGUACAUCGUAUUCACUGAGAUCGUGAUGCUGAUAAAAGCGCUUAUUAGCUACUACAAGUUCGAUGAAAUGUGCAAGCUAUAUAGGCUGACGAUCAGUAAAGACUUCCGGCCAAAGGAUGCUCUAGAAGAGCAGCUUUCCCGUAAGGGAAUCGGUGAGAUAAACUACUACUUCUAUUUAUAUCUAGUUACCACUCACUUGGCUAUUGCAAGCUCCCUGCUAUAUCUGCUUCAUACGGAAUAUCGAAUGCCGUAUUUCCCUUGGAUGUUUGGUAUCGAGUACGGACCUACGGAGCAAGUAAAUUACGGGAUUAUCUUCGGGUAUCAAGUGCUUGGCAUGUACUUUCACAUGUUAGUCAACGUUUCGAUAGACGUACAACUGUGUUACUUCCUUGGGAUGAUCGGCAUUCAGCUAGAUCUGCUCGGGAAACGUUUCCAAGCAUUGCGCACGUCGGAGCAGAUUCAGCAAUCCUUCGUAGAACUGGUACUUCACUAUCAAAAGAUUCAUCGGAUGAUCAGGGAUGUGGAAAAACUGUACUCUCUCGCAUUCUUUGCACAGUUCAGCGCAAGUGGUCUGGUUAUUUGUGCAACCGCAUUUAAGGCGUCCUCAAUGUUGAACCUGUCCAAGCUGACUGCUAUUCAAAAUAUACUGUACAUGUUAGCGAUGAUGUUUCAAAUGUUCUUGCCAUGCCGGUUUGGUAAUGAGAUUACCCGCAAAAGUAAUGCUCUCAAAACUGCUAUAUACAGUUCGCGAUGGUACGAUAUGCAACUGAAGGAUUUCAAAAUCAUGCACAUGUUACUACAAUGCAUGAAUAAACCGCUAACGUUGAAGGCCUCUUAUUACUUCAAUUACAAUUUACAAGCAUACACAACGACUCUUAAUAUAGCCUAUUCCGUUUAUGCUCUGCUUCAACGUAAAGCUUUAAAGAGAUAA